AUGGUUGAGAAAGCAAGCAAGCAAGAGGAGUGUUCUUACCUCUCAUUCAAUCUUCCAGUACCAGAAAGGAAGCUGAGUAGCAGAGAUUUGGAAAUGAAGAACCGAUCCUCUGUUACCGAGUUCGUCCUGCUGGGUCUGUCCAGCCUCCCUGAACACCAGAUGUUACUCUUUGUGGUGUUCAUCUUUCUCUACAUGGCCUCCCUUGCUGGGAACAUCCUGAUAGUUCUCACUGUCAUGACCAGCCACAACCUUCACACCCCCAUGUAUUUCUUGCUCAUCAACUUGUCCUUGAUCAACCUCUUGUCCAGCUCAGUGUCCAUCCCCAAAUUGCUGCACAACCUGCUAGAGGGGAGGAAGACCAUCGACUUUGCAGGAUGCAUUGCCCAGAUCUACCUCUUCACGUGGACGCUGGGAAGCGAAGCUCUGGUCCUCGCUGCGAUGGCCUUUGACCGCUACGUUGCUGUCUGCCAUCCUCUGCAUUACACCCUCAUCAUCAGGAAGGAGGUUUGGGUUGGGUUAAUCGUUGGUGUGUGGACAGCUGGGCUGGCCAAUUCGGCCGUCCACACCGGCCUUGUGCUCCAGCUCUCCUUCUGUGGCUCGAACAUCAUCAACCAUUUCUUCUGUGAACUGCUGCCUGUGGUACAGCUCUCCUGCUCUGACACCAGCCUCAACGAAGCCCUAACUUUUCUGUCUGAUGCCGUCUUCGGCCUGGGGAGCUGCGUGGUCACUUUGACAUCCUACUGCUUCAUCCUGAGAACCAUCCUCAAGAUCCGCUCCAGAGAAGGCAAGAAGAAAGCCUUCUCCACCUGCUCCUCCCAUCUCAUAGUGGUCAGCCUGUACUACUCCACCGCUGUUUACAGCUACAUACACCCCUCUGCGGCCCACUCUCUGGACAGAGACAAGGCAAUUGCUGUCCUGUACUCAGUUAUAACCCCAGCACUCAACCCCAUUGUAUACUCCCUGAGAAACAAAGAGGUCAAAGAGGCUCUCACAAAACUGAUAAAAAGGCUUGAGCUACAUUGA
Messenger RNA from Pelodiscus sinensis (Chinese soft-shelled turtle), 1023 nucleotides. RefSeq names its product olfactory receptor 13G1-like. Gene Ontology annotation, cellular component: membrane. Lineage: Eukaryota; Metazoa; Chordata; Testudines; Trionychidae. Gene Ontology annotation, biological process: G protein-coupled receptor signaling pathway. Gene Ontology annotation, molecular function: olfactory receptor activity; G protein-coupled receptor activity. The record is from RefSeq and is a predicted model, not a curated record.